CGGUGACGGCGAGUCGGUCAGACCGCAGAAAAACACCGAAGCCAGAGCGGCUAAACCGGACUGUACACUCCUCUAUGGCUUCUAUGAACAGCGCCGAGCGACGCGCUUUCGCUCUAAAAAUCAACAGGCAUUCGUCUGCAGAGAUCAGGCGAAACUUCAGUGGGAAUCAUGGCUUUAAUCACAGUCGAACCAGUUCCAACGCUUCAGCCUCAGUGUACCUCAAUGUGCCCCAAUCAUAUGAAGCGGUGGAGCCUUUGGAUUUGGAGGAGUUCUUGAUAUCACAGCUAAGAAGUGGAGACUCAGCCCUCAUGCAGGAAUUUGGAGACUUCCCAGAUGAUGACCUGAAGGUGGAGCAGGUGGAGAAAGAGUGGCGUACCAUUCGACACUCUUACCCCGAGGAUGGACCGGGGUUGGAUUCCCAUGUGAGAGACUGUGUAAUGAGGUACACCCAGCCAUGGCUUGUGGUCUCUAGAAGGUGCCAGGGGGAUGGCUGGAGUGCAUAUUCGGAGCGAGCUGGCCUACACAAACUCCUUCAGAAACAGAAUUUUGAGUCCGACGUCCAGACAGAGAAAGAAGAGACACCAGUCAAGUCUCCAACUCUAGCUGGGCUGAGUGAUGACUCUGGCCGCACGGUGACCUCCUCCGAUUUUAACCUGCGGUGUUUGACCCCAGAGCAAAGAGUGGAGGGGCUGCUGGCCUUCAGCAGCCAUGAUGAACUGGACCGCCUUAACCAGGAGUCGAGGCAGGGGAACAGAUACCCUGAGCUGUUUGCUCUAUACCCACCAGCUGAUGAGGAAGAAGCGGUGGAGAUCCGGCCCAUUCCUGACUGCCCCAAAGAGCACAGUGGAGACCGCAUCCUGAUACGAUGCCAGGCCAUCAAGUUUGAGAUUGACAUUGAGCCCAUGUUUGCUACUAUGGCCUUAUAUGACCUGAAAGAGAAGAAAAAGAUAUCAGAGAACUUCUACUGUGAUCUGAACUCAGAGCAGUUUAAAAACUACUUGAAACCUCACACUCCACAAAUGGAUCAUUCCUCUCUGGCCAGAUCUGCCAUCUUCUCUGUCACAUACCCUUCCCCAGACAUCUUCCUGGUCAUCAAGAUUGAAAAGGUCCUCCAGCAGGGAGAGAUCAGUGAAUGUGCUGAUCCCUACAUGACAUUGAAGGAAUCUGACAAUACAAAGAACAAGGACAAGCUGGAGAAGCUGCGAGGCCAAGCGGAGGCAUUUUGCCAAAGGCUGGGUCGCUAUCGCAUGCCCUUUGCCUGGGCAACCGUGAAUAUUAUGGAGGUCAUCAGCACUGCCACCAUUGAACGUGAUGUCACAGACUCCGACAGCUUAAAAUCUGGUAAAUCAAGCAGCAUUGACCGGAGAGCACAGCUGCCCAGGAGGAACUCUGAACGUUACAGUAUCUUGGAUGAUCAAUUCUGUAACAUUUCUGGUUUCAAGCCUGCUACCAUCACUAUCGGCACAAUCUUCAAACAGGAGGGAGAUCGUUUGAGUGAUGAGGACUUGCUCAAGUUCCUGGCUGAAAUUAAGAAAACCUCUGUUCCACAGAGGAGAGUCAAGACCAUACCAGGUUCCAUUAAACUGGACAUGUCUCCACUCCAAGACUUGCCACAGGCUUGUUUGUCCACUGAGCUCAUCCCUCUCAUACCUGUGGCUGAGAAAAACAUUCGGCCUGUCAAAGAAGUGCUGGAGUUCCCCUCCAAUGAGGUUUAUGUCCCGCACAACAUUUACAGGAACCUGCUCUUUGUCUAUCCCCAGAGGCUAAACUUCGUCAACAGGCUGACAUCAGCGAGAAACAUCACCAUCAAAAUGCAGUUAAUGAGUGGAGAAGACCCCAGCUCCUCUAUGCCUGUGAUUUUUGGGAGAUCAAGUGGCCCUGAAUUUGUGAAUGAAGUCUACACCCCUGUUACCUAUCAUAACAAGUCCCCAGACUUUUAUGAGGAAGUGAAGCUGGCUCUUCCUGCCCAUCUGACUGGGAAACAUCACUUGCUGUUCACCUUUUACCACAUCAGCUGCCAGCAGAAACAGAACCAGAGUGGCAACUGUGAAACUCUCAUUGGAUACUCUUGGCUGCCCAUGUUAAACAAUGACCGACUGCAGACUGGUCAAUUCUGCCUGCCCAUUGUCUUGGAGCGACUUCCUGUGAACUACUCAUUGCAUGCGCCUGAGAAACUUCCCCCUCAAGUCCCCCCAGUCAAGUGGAUGGAGAGUCACAAAGGACUGUUCAAUCUGGAGGUACAGGCUGUGUCAUCUGUACACACACAGGACAACCACCUGGAGCGCUUCUUUACCCUCUGUCAUGCCCUGGAGGGUGGAGCAACAUUUCCGCUGCGGGUUAGAGAGGAGAAGAUUCAAGAGAACAAGUUGGAGCAUGAGCUAAAGCUCAGCAUCAUCUCCCUGUCCUCCUCCAGUUUAGAGCCUUUGGUUCUCUUCCUCCACCUGGUGCUGGAUAAACUCUUCACCCUCAUCAUGCAGCCAAUGGUCAUUAAUGGUCAGACUGCUAAUUUUGCCCAGAUAGCCUUCGAAUCAGUGGUGUCUAUUGUCAACAGUCUCCACAACAGCCAGGAGCUGAUCAGAGACCAGCAGGGUAGGAACAGCCUCUUGGCAACCUACCUUUACUGGGUGUUCCGCCUGCCGGAUCCCCCUGGAGACAUGCAAAAUGCAGGUUCAGGGAGUAUACCCUCUGCAGAGAGCCGUUACAGCACCAUGGGUCGGGCCACAGCAGCCACAGUUGGCUCUCUUCUUCUCCAGUCCAGGGUACGCAGCAGCAGCAACCCUGACAUCCCCGCUCAACACAAUUCUGCUGAAGAUGCUGAGGUCAAAAACAUCUUCUCUGCCAAGGCUUCUCUGACCGAUUUAAAGAUGACAUCACAACCAUCGUCUCUGUGGUUACUGCGGAGAUUGGGGACCAUCCUUGUCAAACAACAAAAGAAGCAAUUGUCGCCUCAGUGUACAUGUUGUCUGUGUCCUCCAAACAACAGGGAGAGGUAGAGCAAGCAGAGAAAGUCAACAUCAGUCUGGCCUUCUUCCUCUACGACCUGCUGUCUCUCAUGGACCGAGGAUUUGUCUUCCAGCUGGUGAAAAACUACUGCAACCAGAUGUCAGCUAAAUGUGUUUCAAUGCCAACAUUGAUCAGCAUGCGUCUGGAGUUUCUGCGAAUCCUGUGCAGUCACGAGCACUACCUCAACCUGAGCCUCUUCUUCAGCAGCCCUGCUUCUGCUCCCGCCUCACCGUGUCCAUCCAUCUCCUCACAGAGUUCCGGCUCAUGUAGUUUCCAGGAACAGCAGAGGAUCUUGGGGUUGUUUGAGCUUUCUCAGGAAUUUAAGCAGCAGCACUACCUCGCUGGUCUGCUGCUGACAGAGCUCAGUGCUGCCCUAGACAUGGAAUCAGAGGGGGGAAAGGUCCAGAGAAAGGCCAUCAAUGCGAUCUACAGCCUGCUGUGUUCCCAUGACCUUGACCAUCGCUGUGUUAAACCUGAGGUCAGAGCCAAGGUGGCUGCUCUCUACCUCCCCCUGGUGGGCAUUAUCAUUGACUCCACCAACUAUCUGGACUUCACUGUUUCAGAUGCGCGCAGCGGGAAAAACAAGACAGGCGGACCUGAAGAUGACCUUGAAAAUGUCCCACCCAUUAAUCAGUCGGUUGCUAUGGCAAUUGCCGGGAACCCCUUCAACACGCUGGGGAGGAAUGUUCUCGUUUCCAUGGCAUCCAUGCAAGGUAAAUCUGUAGCCAUCCUUGCAGCAGACACCAGUCGCCACCUGUUGGUGUGUUUCCUUUGGGUGAUGAAGAACGCUGAUAGGAAUCUGAUUCAGCGCUGGACUGUGGAUAUGCCUCCCUCACAGCUCAACAAGCUGCUGGAGCUUCUCACUAUCUGUGUGUCCUGCUUUGAGUACAGGGGUAAACAGUGCAGUGACAAAGUGAGCACCCAGGCCUUGCAGAAAUCUCAGCAGGCCAAGUUGCAGCUGGAAGAAGCCCUGCUGGGAGGAAUGGGAGCCCGCGGAGCAAUGAUAAAACGAGUUGGAGAUAGAACCAUGGGUCUAAGAGAGAACCUGAGAUGGAGGAAAGACCUCACUCAGUGGAGACAGAGCAACGACAAACAAGAUAAAACAAAGGCAGAGUUGGACCAGGAGGCUGUGAUCAGUGGAAACUUAGCCACAGAGACAAACCUCAUUAUUCUGGACCUGCUGGAGACCAUCGUACAGGCGGUGCCAUUGGCUGAGUGUAAAGACAGCGUGGUUGGCGGGGUGUUGAAGGUUUUACUCCACUCUCUCACCUGCAACCAGAGUAGCACAUUCCUCUCUCACACCUUCAGCACACUCAGAGCACUUGUUGUCAAGUUUGGGGACCUGUUGUUUGAAGAGGAGGCGGAGCAGUGUGCAGACCUGUGCCAGAAGGUGCUUCAGUACUGCAGCAGCCCUGUGGAUGAAAACAGGACCCACGCCUGUGCCACCCUCUACCUCAUCAUGAGAUACAGCUACAGCAAUGCCAGUAACUUCUCAAGAGUGAAGAUGCAAGUCACCAUGUCUCUGGCCUCACUGGUGGGCAAGUCUGCAGACUUCCAGGAUGAAUACUUAAGGCGCUCACUACGCACCAUCCUGGCCUACGCAGAGGAGGACACUGAAAUGCAGAACACUCAGCUACCCUCACAGGUGGAUGAGCUUUUGAGGAACCUCAACAGUAUUUUGUCAGACACAGUCAAAAUGAGAGAGUUCCAGGAAGAUCCUGAGAUGCUCAUGGACCUGAUGUACAGGAUAGCGAAGGGCUACCAGACGUCUCCUGACCUCCGCCUGACCUGGCUGCAGAACAUGGCUGAGAAGCACAACAACAGGAAGUGUUACACUGAGUCUGCCAUGUGUCUGGUCCACGCUGCUGCCCUGGUGGCUGAGUACCUCAGCAUGCUUGAGGAUCACAAGUACUUGCCUGUUGGCAGCGUCACCUUCCAGAACAUCUCCCCCAAUGUGCUGGAGGAGUCGGCGGUGUCAGAUGACAUCCUGUCCCCCGACGAGGACGGGGUGUGUUCGGGGCGCUACUUCACUGAAAGUGGCCUGGUGGGAUUGCUUGAGCAGGCUGCUGAGCUCUUCAGCAAUGGUGGUCUGUAUGAGGCAGUGAAUGAAGUCUACAAGAUCAUCAUACCAAUCCUGGAGGCUCACAGGGAUUUUAGAAAGCUGGCAUCCACUCAUGACAAACUACAGAGAGCCUUUGAUAACAUCAUUCAGAAGGGCCAUAAGAGGAUGUUUGGAACCUAUUUCCGGGUGGGUUUUUAUGGGGCCAAGUUCGGAGACCUGGAUGAACGGGAAUUCAUUUACAAGGAGCCAGCGAUCACACAUCUGCCCGAGAUAUCUCACAGGCUUGAGAACUUCUACAGUCAGUGUUGUGGAGAAGACACUUUGGUGAUGAUUAAGGACUCUACACCAGUGGACAGAAAACAGCUUAACCCCAACAAGGCAUAUAUCCAGAUCACUUAUGUGGAGCCCUUUUUUGAUGACUACGAGAUGAAAGACCGUCUGACAAACUUUGAGAAGAACUUCAACCUGCGGCGGUUCAUGUACACCACGCCCUUCACCAAGAGUGGACGGCCGCGUGGCGAGCUCAACGAGCAGUACAAGAGGAAGACCAUCCUCACCACCAUGCACGCCUUCCCCUACGUCAAAACUCGCAUCAAUGUUAUCCAGAAAGAGGAGUUUGACCUGACUCCUAUUGAAGUGGCCAUAGAAGACAUGCAGAAGAAGACUAGAGAGCUUGCUGUUGCCACACAUAGAGAACAACCUGAUGCUAAAAUGCUGCAGAUGCUGCUACAAGGCUCUGUGGGAGCUACUGUUAACCAGGGCCCGUUGGAAGUGGCCCAGGUCUUCCUGAAUGAGAUCCCAGCAGACCCGAAGCUCUUUCGUCACCACAAUAAACUGCGCCUGUGUUUCAAAGAGUUUAUAAUGAGGUGUGGUGAGGCAGUUGAGAAGAAUAAACACCUGAUCACAUUUGACCAGAAAGAGUACCAGCAGGAACUGAAGAAGAACUACAACCGCCUGAGAGAGAGCCUGAGGCCCAUGCUAGAAAGAAAGAUUCCUGAGCUCUAUAAACCCAUCAUCAGGCCUCGCCAGGAGAACAGAGAUUCCUUCAAACGUCUGAGUUUCCGCAGAGCUCUGGAGGAAAACUCCUGAGAUGCCAUUGCCUGUCUAAGAGACAGCGCUACGGAGAGGAAGGGGAUGCUGUCACACAACCAAGAGACAAAAAAAGGAGAUGAGAUGAAAAGAAGAGAAAAAUAAGGAGCAGAACUGGUGGUGAUACCCUUGUACUCCUCUGCACAGGAGCAGUACAUUGUAUCCAGGAUGCAGGGUUUAGGAUCAGUUUCUCAAAAAUCCAGCAGUGUUUAUAAAUGUUCUCUGCUGUAUUUCCAUUUUUUAUGAUUUCAUGGUUGUUGUUGUUACAGGAAGCAAAAGGAGGGAACAGAUUGAGCACAUAAAAAUAGUGGGAUGGGAAUCUCAAGCAAAGUGUAGCUUAUUGAGCGUUUCACUGUAAAAUCUUCAGAUGCUUUUGCUCUGUUGAUUUUCUUUUUUGGAUAACUGCAAGUCCGAGUAAUGCUGCAAACAUUUCCUCUGGGUUGGUUAAGAAGCAGACUAGAGUCCCUCUCUGAGGUCCUUGCUGGCCCAGGGACUGUAUGUGUGCCAAUAAUGAUACUGUCUUGUGUGCAUGUAAGUGUAAAUGUGUGAAUGAAUGGGCCUUUAUUCAGAUAGUGUUUGAAGUAGAGUAUUUUGGUGCCGUACUGAAGUCACUUUGCACUCAGUGAUGAUAAAUGAUUUUGUUAUGUGCUAAAGGGCCUCUGAAAUUCCACCCUGAGUGUCUAAGCAUGUCAUGCAUGACAUGCACUCGUGCUGCCAGAGCCAGCGAGAUGAUGUGGAUGGAUUUGUGCACUGGAAAGAUGGAUUAAAUUAAUUUCCUGUGUUGAGUCUUAAGGCCACUGUAGUCUUACUAUUGUUAGACACACAUCACCUGGCCAUGUAGCUAAUAGAAGAGUUUAACUGAUUAAGAGUUAUCUGGUGUAAUUUUACAAGAGGUAGAUAGACUUAUCUUUGGUUCCAAAACACAUAUGGCUUAUUUCUAAAUCCACAUUUUGUAUAUAGUAAAGGUAUUGCAUCAGAUAAUUACAAAGAUGUUUACAAAGGUAUGAGAAACUAUUUUGCAGUUUAUUUUAUGGAAAUGUAUUUCUUAGAAAAUAGCAAUAAUGAUAUGAAUUGAAAAAAUAAUUCAGUAGGCAGGAUUCAGUGACUGAGUGUACUGUAACAAUACAACAAAGUGUAUGUUCCAGUAGUUUCAGUCCCUGUUUGUAAAUAGGCCACUCCCUUCCAUACACACAGUGCCAAAUUUAAUUUCUUCCUCAUUUACUUAGGAACUUAGAUCCUUAACCAGAGAUGCAAUAUUUUGGAAAGUCACUCAACACAACUCUGCUUUGCAAUGUGAAUUAUGUUUACUCAAUGUGUCCGAAUACAUUCCAGAGGAGAAAUUUACUACUACUGCAUUGCAGUGUUAAAUAGUAACAACCUGAUUUUAUUUGACAUCCUUGAAAAGGCUCAUUUCAUUGGUGUUAUGUUACAGCUCGCACUGUAUUACAGUGAUGUAAAUGUGCUUUGUUUUUCAAAACGGGGUACACAUUUUAUCUGCAUUAUUAAUACACAAUUACCCCCCUAUUCCUCUGUCUCCAGGCACAUUUGUUAAUUAUUGACUGUUUUUAAAAUGGCUAAAUAAGAUUAAAGGUUAUACAGAUUGGUUAUUAUUUGUGAGUAUUAAUUAAAAAUGUAUACACAGUUCUGAAACAUGCAGUGUACUGCUGAAGCCUGGUGUUAAAAGGUAUAUUUGUGGCAUUCAACCACUUUUUUUCUUUAUUGGUUUCUUUUUAUGUUCAUAUUUGUUGUGUUUUAUUAAAUGUGGAAUUUUAACUUGCAUACAUUGCUGGUGAAGCACCUGAAUAAAAUUUAAU
Messenger RNA from Scomber scombrus (Atlantic mackerel), 7968 nucleotides. It is a transcript of the gene dock8, whose product is annotated as dedicator of cytokinesis 8. The record is from RefSeq and is a predicted model, not a curated record. Lineage: Eukaryota; Metazoa; Chordata; Actinopteri; Scombriformes; Scombridae. Gene Ontology annotation, cellular component: cell leading edge. Gene Ontology annotation, molecular function: guanyl-nucleotide exchange factor activity. Gene Ontology annotation, biological process: positive regulation of establishment of T cell polarity; positive regulation of T cell migration; positive regulation of GTPase activity.